AGUUUGUCUUCGAUCGUGGGACGCGCUGGAUGUGGUUUUACCCCAACAAUACACUACGUCCGUCUACCGUCUCGUCUUGACGACUUGCACCCAAACAUCUUGUCAGCUGAGUUAAACUUAAAGAAGAAAAAAAAAGUAAAGAAAUUCGUGACAAAGAGUGAGCGUCGCCCCGUGCAUUUGCCCACCGAAACGCACCUCGUUAGGCGCGCUGCUAGUAUAGCAUCCAAAGUAGCAUCAAUUUGUGCAUUGGAUGGCAGCAUAGUCGCGAUUUUGAUUUUAUUUCCUCUUUGUAUUUUGUGCUGUGUGUUUUUUUCCUUCAACACUGUAUUGAAUUUAUAAGUUUCUUGCCAUUCAUUUCGGCUCUACUCUCGCAAACUAUUAUAUGCUUCGGGCUCUUUCCUAUAUAUAUGUUCCACAACGACUCUGAGUUAUAUUUCUGUUACAUCUUCUCCACUGUGUUGUGUUUGUGAGGCUCGGUUUUUUUCCUACUUGCUUUCAUUGAGCGUCCAAAAAGGCGCAAGAAGUACUGGGCAUAGAAAAAAAAUUAUAUAUACACUCAUAUGUACUUAGAAUUAUAUACAGUGCCGUUGUGAAGAAGAAAAGAAGCAAAAUUUUGAGAGAAAAGACAAUUUGUGACAGUGAAAACGCAUGUUGUAAGAAAAGUGGAGUUUAGUGUUUCUUCUGUUCUAUUGCGCUCUGUGGUGUGAUUAAUCAAAGUCCGCAGGUACACGCAAGUGUGAUCAAAAAUUUUAUUACAUUUUUUUUCUUCAUUUACUUGGAAAGACAUAAUUUAGAUUAAAGAGAACACACACAGUUGCUUAAGAAACUUCUCAAAAAGAACCGCCGACGCCGCCUGGCAAAACGGCAGUGAAAAAAAAAGUGAAUGAAAAUGAAUGAAAAUCCUGCAAAAAUGAACAAGUCAGUGCUGUGGCAGCUACUUCCCUGCCUCCUAAUUCUCCUCAUGCUCGUAGAUGCAGCAAGGAGUGACUACGAGAAUACGUGGAAUUUCUAUUAUGAGCAGCCUUGCUGUGGUAACACCAAUGGGCAGCACCACUUGAGGCAUCACAGAGAUCAUGUCAGGGAGUUCAGCUGUGGAAAGUUAUACUACAGAACGUUCCUGUUGGAUGAAAAGAAGGAUGUUCUCUACGUUGGUGCAAUGGAUCGUGUUUUUAAGCUCAAUCUCAAAAAUAUCAGCUUAUCCGGCUGUGAGAAGGAUCACAUUGUGCUGGAACCAACUGGGUACGACACCACGAACUGCGUAUCAAAAGGCAAAAGUCAGCUCUUUGACUGUCGAAAUCACAUCCGAGUCAUUCAGUCAAUCGAAGAGGGAACACGACUCUACGUCUGCGGAACGAAUGCUCACAACCCGAAGGAUUAUGUAAUUUAUUCCAACCUUACACAUCUGCCCCGAUCUGAGUACGUACCAGGCGUUGGGACGGCAAUUGCAAAGUGUCCGUAUGAUCCAUUGGACAACUCAACGGCGAUUUACAUUGAAAAUGGAAAUCCAGGAAAUCUUGCAGCUCUGUAUUCGGGAACAAAUGCAGAAUUCACAAAGGCGGACACAGUCAUUUUCCGGACAGAUCUCUACAAUAUGACGUCCGGAAAGAGGGAAUAUAAUUUCAAGAGGACACUCAAAUAUGACUCCAAAUGGCUCGACAAACCAAACUUUGUGGGAUCCUUCGAUGGUGGCGAGUACGUUUACUUUUUCUUCCGCGAAACUGCAGUGGAGUACAUAAAUUGCGGCAAAGCCGUGUAUUCGCGGAUAGCGCGUGUGUGCAAAAAGGAUACAGGCGGAAAGAAUAUCUUGAGCCAGAAUUGGGCAACGUAUCUCAAAGCCAGAAUUAAUUGCAGCAUCUCCGGCGAGUUUCCAUUCUACUUCAAUGAAAUCCAGUCCGUCUAUCAGCUGCCAAAUGACAAGACCAAAUUCUAUGCCACAUUUACCACCAGCACUAAUGGACUCGUGGGCUCGGCUGUCUGCAGCUACGACAUUAAUGAGAUUCACGCAGCUUUUGCAGGAAAAUUCAAGGAGCAAGCAACAUCCAAUUCAGCCUGGUUACCCGUAUUGAAUUCGAAAAUUCCCGAACCACGUCCAGGCACAUGUGUCAAUGACACAUCAACCCUUCCGGACAAUGUGCUCAACUUUAUCCGAUCGCAUCCAUUGAUGGACAAAGCCGUCAGCCACGAACACAAUAAUCCUGUGUUCUACAAGAGGGACCUCGUGUUCACGAAACUCGUUGUGGACAAAAUUAAAGUGGAGAUCCUAAAUCAGGAGUACACCGUAUACUACGUGGGAACAAACAAUGGGCGCAUCUAUAAAAUCGUACAGUACUACAGGAAUCAGGAGUCCAAGUCCAAAUUGCUUGAUAUCUUUGAAAUUGCUCAGAGUGAGGCAAUUCAGGUGAUGGAGAUUAGUCAAUCGAGGAAGUCACUGUACGUUGCAACAGACUACCGAAUUAAGCAGAUUGAUCUUGCAAUGUGCAAUAGGCGCUACGAUAACUGCUUCCGCUGCGUUAAGGAUCCCUACUGUGGCUGGGAUAAGGAUACCGGAACGUGUAAGCCGUAUGAGCUUGGUUUACUGCAGGACGUUGGUAAUGAGACCUACGACAUUUGCGACACGAGUGUACUAAAAAAGAAAAUAGUGGUAACUUAUGGUCAAAGUGUUCACUUGGGAUGCUUCGUUAAGAUACCGGAAGUCCUGAAAAAUCAGCAAGUGACAUGGUAUCAUCAUUCAAAAGAGAAAGGACGGUACGAGAUUAAAUACAGCCCUACGAAAUACAUUGAGACGACGGAACGUGGACUGGUGGUCAUUUCGGUGAAUGAAGCCGAUGGGGGUCGGUACGAUUGCCAUUUGGGUGGUUCCCUCCUUUGCAGCUACAACAUCACUGUGGAUGCACACAGGUGUACACCGCCCAACAAGAGUAAUGACUAUCAGAAGAUUUACUCAGACUGGUGUCACGAAUUCGAAAAAUAUAAAUCAGCCAUGAAAUCAUGGGAAAAGAAGCAAGCGCAAUGCUCAUCGCGCCAGAACUACAGCAAUCAACAUCCGAAUGAUGUUUUCCACAGAAAUCCCAACGUCUGAUACUGAGGUGUUAGGAGUACUUAAAGAUUUUCUCCCACGAAAAAAAAAAGAACUGAUAGAACAUAAGAAUGGAUCACUUUUAGAACCAUAAGAGAGAGAGAGAAAACAAUAUUAAGAAAUCAUCCACAUUUUAGUAUCAACGUCUAUGCGAUGGAGGGAGGCCCUGUGAAAAUGGAAGUUAUAAAUCGGUAUAUAUAGUUUUCGAAAUAAGGAUGUUGUGAGAAAUUUAGAUUCUUUUUUUUUUAGUUAAUAGUGAAAAAAAAAUCGGGUUGACUUUUAGUAAGAUGUAACGUGAUGGAAAUGAUAAAAGCAAAAAGAAAAUGUGUAAAAUUAGAGGCAUCGUUAAAAUCCAGAGAGUGACAAUUGACGUAAAAAAAAUUGAAGAGAAAAAAGGAAUGAAUGUGAAAAAGUAUAUUUUUAUUACACACGAUGGAUAAAAGCAAUAUUUUUAUUUUUUUGUUCAAAUAGAUAAUAAAAAAAAUAAUUUCGAUGUAAAUUAUAUGAAAAAAAAAUGAUAAUUGUGGAUUUUUUAAAAUAAACGUUUAAAGUCGAAUUUAAAACAUUAGUUUACGAGAAACGCGUGAAAACAUAGAAUAGCUUUUUUACAUAAAUUUUCUUCUUUUUCAGAAAUUCUUUUUUUUUUCUAGAACAUUUUUACUUUUAUUGAAAAAAAGUACCAUUUAUAAUAGAAUUUUUGAUAAAUAUAUCGAGCUUCUAUGUUGAAAAUUCUUUUACAUUUUAAUUUUUAAUCUUUUUCAUUCAACUAUAAGAAAAAAAACUACAAAAACGAAAAUAACAUUUUAAUAAAUAAAGAAAGAGAAUCUAUUCAUAUAUAAAUUGCCACCAAUAUUUAUUGUAAAUACCUUCAAUCUUUUGAGUUCCGAUGUAAUGAGAAGAAAAUGAUAAUGAGAAGUGAAAUAUAAGAUUAAAAAAAUAUCUGAUAAGUUAAAUUUGUUCUCUAAGACUUAAACUUAAUAUAAAAAAAAAACUUAAAAGCUUCAUCACACUACGGCGAGUUUUAAUAUUAUUUUCAAAAAUAAAAAAAAGGAAAAUUUUAAGAAGAUUUUUAAAAUUUCCCGCAGUGUGGUAGUGGCGUAUAUCUCUGUAAAUUAAGGGCUUUGAGAGAAAAUGAUAUAAAAUGACGAAGGAUAACAUAAUAGACAUAAGCAAUAAUAGGAACUUGAGGUAAUUUUUGAGUUCUCCUCAAAACAAAAUAUCGAAAAUAAUGUGAAAUGAAAAUACAGUAAAAAACAUAUUUUCUAUUGUUUCCCAAACUAGAAAUAAAAGGAAAUCUUUUAAGUAAUGUGAAAUAAAUCCUGGGAGAUUUGUCAAACUUUCAUACUUCAGUCGCUUUUAGGAAUCAAAGUUUUUAUUUUAUUUUAAUUUAGUGUGUGUAUGUCGAAAGCUUUGGUAAAAUUACGCUGAGAAAAUUGAUAUGAGCUGUCAGAAAAUAAAUCUAAGACUUCUGUGACAUCUAGCGACGUUGUGACUAAUUUUUUUUAUCUUCUGGUUUUGCUUUCCUUUUAAAAAAAAACCUCAACACGAAAAGUUUGUUUUGAAAGGAUAAAAUGAAUUAUUCCCUUAAAAAAUUCAAUAUAAAGACACAAUUUUAAGUCUUUUGAAUAGAUUUUAAACUUUGACGUGAUUAAAUAAUUUUUUUAUAACUUUUAAUGGACAGACUGUAGUUAAUUUUAAUGAAUUAUCAAUAAUUAAUAUUAUAUACAUACAUCCAUUAUUAAUGUUUUAUGGAAAAUAAUUUUUUAUAGCUGUACUCAUUUAUUUUAAUUUUUUUCGCUGUUGAUAUUAAGCGCACAUUUAAUACAAUGAAUUAAAGUAAAAUAUAUCAGCGAAUUUUAUUUAUUUAAUUUAAAAAUAAAAAAUAAAUCCCUUCAAAGACAUGAAUUUGUUAGUUGAUAAAUCUCCCAAAAACUUGUAACUUUCUUCAAUAUAUAAACGCAGAAAACAAUCAACUUAGAUUAAGAGAAAAGAGAGAAGAAAUGAAAACAAUCUGACAAAGUGAGAAAAAACAAGGUUGAUCAUUGUGAAAAAAAAAAUGAAGAAAAUCUUACUAAUAUUAUACUCUUGUGUAUAGAGAACAAUGUAAUUAAAAAAGCAAAGUGAGAUAGUCUCUUUUUCUCUUGUAUAUUACUUUUUAAAAUACGGAAGCAUAAAGAAUUUUAAGUUAUAAAGAAUUUUUAGAAAUUUAAUUAAAAAACUCUCAAACAAGCAAAGGAAGUUUCUUUGUGGAAACUUUUAUGUUGACUUUUAUGCAUUUUCCAGGCAAAGGAGAAAAAAAACAUAUUGAGAGUUCAGGUAAAACAGCUAAAAGCAUUGAGAAGAAGUAAAAUAUAUUCUCUAUAUACAAAUUAAGUGCUUAAUUUGAUCAACAAUUGAUUAAUUUUAUUUUCUAAAUUCCUUCUAUAUUUGUUACUGUGUGAAUGUGAUGAUAGUAGAGGUCGAUGCAUUUUUUUUGUAGGUUUUAAGAUAUCGAAGUGAAUUUGUUAUAAAGAAGUGAAGAAAAAAAUGAAUAAAUAAACUUAAUUGCUAUAUAUAAUGGAGAAAACAUAAAAUGAGAGCAGAAUAGAGAAAAAAAUCGUGUAAAAUAGUAUUUAAAUAUGAAGGUGAAGAGACAGAGAGAAAUAAAUUUAAUAAGUAACGUUUUAAGGUUGGAUAUAAAAGGAAUAAAAUAAAUGAGAAAAAAAUAUGAUGACGAACCCUGUAGCUUCUGCCAAUGUAAUGACAAAACACACGAAAACACUACAUUUCUUAUUAAUCUUAAUUAAACUGACGAUAUAGCUGAAGUAUUUAUAUAUAUAAAAGGAAAAGCUCUAUGUGAGACACAAAAUGGCAUGCAGAGAAAUAGAAAAAAAGCAGAUCGAACAAACCCUCUAAACACUAAGUCUCUAAGUUCCAAUGUACACCGAAUUUUUAUGAUCGUGUACAAAUUGUGAUUCGGUUUAUCGUAAUAAAAAGAUUAUUUACAAUAAUUGAUUUUCACACAAAAUCAAGUAAAAAGUUAUUGUACUAUAUCGUAUAUUUACAAAAGUACCAUUUUGGAAGGAAAUUUUUAUUGACAGACACUGAAUUUUUAUUUUUAAAAAAAUCCUCAUUUUGUCUUACUUAAAAAUACGAAUUUUUAAUAAAAAUUUUAAUAUUCUAAGGAGUUUAUUUUGGAUACUUUAUCCAAAUAAUCGUUGUGAUGGAAUUCCUCAAAAUUCCAUUUUUUUUAUUAAAAACAUUAUUUUAAAUUUUAACAAAAAGUGAAACAUUUGAUUGAUUUUAAACAUGAUAUAGAAAAUAGGAGAAUUGCCCUAAUCGCACCUCCAAGAUUUAAAAAAGAAUAAAUCAAAUAAAAGAAUGUUUUAUUUUUUGAUUUUUUUUAAUUUUAGUGUCUGAUAAUAGAAAGAAACUUCAAUGAGGGCGCAAUAAACAUGAUGAUUUUCAAUGAAACUAAAAUAGAUUCUAAGUCCAUAUUUCAAAACAAUUUCUAUUAACAAAGCAUUUUAGCAACAACAACAAAAAAAUUUCAUCUGUCCCACAAAUCAUGAACACAUCAGAUUCAUAAAACAAUCAUAAUUCGAAUUUUAUGUACAAUAAAUGAUAAAGAAAAUCACCCAAAACAUUAUAUCGAGAAAAAAAAUCAUUUAAUUACGCGACACAACUCUCCUGAAUAAUCUCUAUUUUUUCGUGCUAUGUAAUUUCAGGCAAAAAUAAAUCGCAAAAUGAUAAGAAAAAGAUCUAUUUAGUAAUUCUUGUAAAAAAAAAGCAAACAGCUGUCCAAAAGAAAGUUUAAUGUCAAUUGGUUUUCAAGCUAUUUUAACGACUUUUUUUUAAACUAAAUUUAUGCGAAAAUUUAUUUCUUGAUUUAGGAGUUUUAAUUUUAAAACGGAAAUGUAUCUCAAUUAAGAUUUAAUUUAACUCUUUUUUUUAAUAAUAUCUAUAUAAAUUAUUUUAUAAGGAAAUUUCUUACCUAAAAAUGCAUUUGUUUACUUAAGAGAGACAGAACUCAUAAAGCAUUAGAUAAUUUUUCAUGAAUUAAUAAAAAGUUAUAAAAUAAUUUACAA
This is a messenger RNA of Lutzomyia longipalpis, 7143 nucleotides long. RefSeq names its product semaphorin-2A (gene Sema2a). NCBI's taxonomy places the organism in Eukaryota, Metazoa, Arthropoda, Insecta, Diptera, Psychodidae. Gene Ontology annotation, molecular function: semaphorin receptor binding; chemorepellent activity. The record is from RefSeq and is a predicted model, not a curated record. Gene Ontology annotation, biological process: semaphorin-plexin signaling pathway; positive regulation of cell migration; negative regulation of axon extension involved in axon guidance. Bases 884 to 3079 code for a protein of 731 amino acids. The transcript has 16 exons.